AUGUCAGCAGAAAUUCUUGAAAUCAUGAGGAAUUCAACUGAAUGCAAUCCAACCAUCUUCUCCGUCUUUCUCUCUGGAACUCUUCACAAAAUGAGCAUGAUUGAGAACAUUGUCUACACAUUAAUCGUGUCAACCUCUUCUUUAUUCACCGUAUUAUGUUGUCUCGUGGUUGGCCGUUCCAACGUUUUCCAUCCAAAUCUUCAAGGUCCCAUCUGGUGGACAGCCUUCUUCUACUUUGAACUCACAAUCAGCAAGAUGUUGACUAUUGUUUUCCAGACAACAUACUUGAAUGAUCACUAUGAACCAUCAGGUGGAAUGUUUAUUCUAAUGUGGAUUGCUGCAACUCAUUAUCAUUUCAUAUUUACUGUAAUGGCUGCCCCGAUAGUCGUUGUAGCUGAAAGAAGUCUUGCCACGAAAUUUGUUUUUGACUACGAAAGAAAGAAGCGCCGUUACAUACUCGUAUCUCUCUUUUUAUUUCAACUCGGUUUCGCAACCAUCUUCACUCUUCUUACUGUAUUCAAUAUACUUCGAUAUGUGUCAGCAGCAGUUAUUGCUGGUCUUAUUGCUAUGACUUCACUCCUCAUUUUUCUCCACAUAAACCGAAUCAACAAGCGAACUUUGCGGUUCGUUGAGACACAGAACAGGGAUAUUAAAUUCGAUUUGAGCGUGAGAUACCAGCUGCGAGAAAACGUCAAAACAUUCAAGAUGUUAAACAUAUUGCUGCUCAUGCUCACAGCAAUGAUUGUUCUUCUGGCUUUUCUGAAAACUAUUCCAAUGAUUAUAGGAGUUGAAGAAGACACAAAGUACAUCUUCAAAAUAAGUACAGAUAUGAUAGUACACGCUGGUCCAAUUUACGUGACUUGUACAUUGAUCUGGGCUGUGGACGACUAUUGGAUAGUGUUCUGUAGAUUCUUGGGACAAGAAAAACAAAAAGUGAUUCCUCGAAAACCCGAUUCGAGCAAGAAGGAAGAAGACAUUUACUUCGAGCAAUUUUUGCAAUCGUUGAAAUAG
Molecule: messenger RNA, 1011 nt
Organism: Caenorhabditis remanei
Lineage: Eukaryota; Metazoa; Nematoda; Chromadorea; Rhabditida; Rhabditidae
Exons: 7
Coding region: 1-1011 (336 amino acids)
Biological process (GO): sensory perception of chemical stimulus
Cellular component (GO): membrane
Source: RefSeq, a predicted model, not a curated record